CUGGGGCUGGCGCAUGCGCAUCUCCUGUGGUGCCGCACGAUGGCUGCCAGCCAUUUUGUCUCGCGUCCGUACUCUAAGGAGUUGGCGGCGACGGCAGCUGUCGCAGCCGCCAAAGACUAACAGUGACUUCUCGGCGGUGGGAAUUUUCCGAUCCCCGUUGUGUGAGCUGAACAGCCCCAAGAAAGCGACCACCUAGGAAGCAAAAGGCGGGGUAGGGUGGAGCGCUGGAGCCCCUCCCUCUAACUUCUCCUUAGUUUGACCAGUUCGCUUACCCUCCCCUUCCAGUUUUUGCUCUGUCCCGCUAUACGCUUGCCUACUGCGCAGGCGCACAAAUCAUCGCGGCUCCUCCUUGGCCCUUGGGGCUUGCAAGCUUCUGCGCGCGCUUCUCUUUCUCCACUCUUGAUUGGUGAGAUUGCUCCGCCAUCACGCCUCCCUUGGCUUUCAAGCUUGGGAAGGAAGCUGGGGGCGGGGCCAAGCUGCGCGUGCGCAAUACUGUUGCUGUUCCUUUGCUGCUAUUGCGUUGCAAAAAAAAAAAAAAAAAUCUCGACUAGUAGCUUUGGGUCUUUUCUGUGCUAGAGUCUAAAGGAGAGAGAAAAGAUUUCUGCAACUGAAGGGGCAGUCGGGUAGUAUUAAAUUUAAUAUAUUAACGCCCGCCCUGGCUUACAGGAGUGUAAGGAUAGAGGUGGGGAAGGGCCUUAGCUUUGAGAGCCGAAGAAUAUAAAACCAUUAGUUUAGGGUCCAGGCGUUUUGAAAGGUUUUGCAGAUCCUGUUUUCUACGUAAUUCUUCCGUGAUUACAGACUGGUUUAAACACGAUCCCUUGAACAUUAUUGAUAAACCUUCGAAACCCGCAGCCCCUCCUUGCAGCGAGUAAGAGCCGCCAGCGUGCCCGGCAGCUGGUCUUCGCGUCAGUACUUCCAGAAGAGCUCAGCGCGUGCACCAUCCCCACCCCCUGGCCUCCCUCCCCACCUCGGGCUUUCACGCACUCGCAGUGAUUGUUUUGCCCGCUCCCGCCGCCGCCGCCGCCGCCGCCGCCGCGGCCGCCAGAGGAGCAGCAGCGCUUGUGCAAACCGGGAAGAUGGCGGCCGGCGGCGGCGGAGGCAGCAGUAAGGCCUCCUCCUCGUCGGCCUCUUCGGCAGGGGCUUUGGAGUCCUCGUUGGAUCGAAAAUUCCAGUCGGUAACUAACACCAUGGAAUCCAUUCAAGGCCUGUCGUCUUGGUGUAUAGAGAACAAGAAACACCACAGCACUAUCGUCUACCAUUGGAUGAAGUGGCUCCGGAGAUCUGCAUAUCCCCACCGUUUGAAUCUCUUUUACCUUGCCAAUGAUGUCAUACAGAACUGUAAGAGGAAAAAUGCAAUCAUAUUCCGUGAAUCGUUUGCUGAUGUACUUCCUGAAGCAGCUGCUCUAGUGAAGGAUCCAUCUGUUUCUAAGUCUAUAGAACGAAUCUUUAAAAUCUGGGAAGAUAGAAAUGUAUACCCGGAAGAAAUGAUUGUGGCAUUGAGAGAAGCUUUGAGUACCACUUUCAAAACUCAGAAGCAGCUGAAAGAAAAUCUGAACAAACAACCGAAUAAGCAGUGGAAGAAAUCACAAACAUCCACGAAUCCAAAAGCUGCUCUCAAGUCUAAGAUAGUUGCUGAAUUUCGAUCUCAGGCCCUAAUUGAAGAGCUGUUGCUAUACAAGCGCUCAGAAGAUCAGAUAGAAUUGAAGGAAAAACAAUUGUCAACUAUGAGGGUAGACGUGUGCAGCACGGAAACUCUCAAAUGCUUAAAAGAUAAAACAGGUGGGAAGAAGUUCUCCAAAGAAUUUGAAGAGGCAAGCUCCAAGUUGGAGGAAUUUGUGAAUGGAUUAGAUAAGCAAGUGAAAAAUGGGCCCUCACUAACAGAAGCACUGGAAAAUGCUGGAAUUUUCUAUGAAGCACAAUACAAAGAAGUAAAAGUGGUAGCUAAUGCAUACAAAACCUUUGCUAACCGAGUUAACAAUUUAAAGAAAAAGUUGGAUCAGUUAAAGUCAACCCUUCCUGAUCCUGAAGAAUCACCAGUCCCUUCCCCAAGCAUGGAUGCUCCCUCCCCAACUGGUUCUGAGUCUCCUUUUCAGGGCAUGGGGGGUGAGGAAUCCCAGUCACCAACCAUGGAGAGUGAGAAAUCUGCCACACCUGAACCUGUCAGAGAUAAUCGUGAUGUGGAAGACAUGGAACUCUCAGAUGUGGAAGAUGAUGGGUCAAAAAUCAUUGGUAUGUCCUUAGUGGAGGACAGGAAGGAAAAACCUGUGGAGAAGUCAGCUACCUCCACUUCUGUGCCUGCAAAGCCAGCAGAAAGCACCUCCAAGGCCUCUGCAUGUGCUCCAGUGCCUGCAACCCUGACAGCAACUCCAUCUCUUCCAAAGCCUUCGAAUACUUCUCUUCUGUCCCCAACCCCAGCGCUGGCUUUGCCAAAUCUGGCUAAUGUGGAUCUGGCUAAGAUCAGUUCCAUCCUUAGUAGCCUAACAUCAGUCAUGAAAAAUACUGGGGUCAGUCCUGCAUCGAGACCUUCUCCAGGAACUCCUACCAGUCCCAGCAACCUCACCACUGGCCUGAAAACACCUGCCCCUGCCACAACAACAUCUCAGAACCCUCUGGCAAAUAUCCUCUCGAAGGUGGAGAUCACCCCAGAGAGCAUUCUAUCUGCUCUUUCCAAAACCCAGACACAGUCAGCCCCUGCACUACAAGGCCUGUCAUCUUUACUUCAGAGUGUUACUGGGAACCCAGUUCCAGCCAGCGAAGCUGCAUCACAGAGCACUUCAGCCUCCCCUGCCAGCACCACAGUCUCUACCGUAAAGGGGAGAAAUCUGGCCUCUAAUACCCAAUCUUUUAUUUCUAAAAGCUUCAACUAUUCUCCUAAUUCAACUUCUGAAGUCUCUUCAACUUCAGCCACAAAGCCCUCAAUUGGGCAAAGCCCAGGGCUCCCAAGCACUACUUUCAAACUGCCGUCCAACUCUCUGGGGUUCACAGCCACCCACAGCACUGGCCCUGCUGCUGCACCCGCUGACGUUGCCAUAUGCCAGUCUUCAGAGAUCUCCAAGCCAAAGCUGGAAUCAGAGUCCACGUCCCCAAGCCUGGAAAUGAAGAUCCACAACUUUUUAAAAGGUAACCCUGGUUUCAGUGGCUUAAAUUUAAAUAUCCCAAUCCUGAGCAGUCUGGGGUCCAGCGCCCCCUCAGAGAGCCACUCCUCCGACUUCCAACGCGGCCCUGCUAGCACUUCAGUGGACAACAUUGAUGGAACCCCUGUGCGGGAUGAACGGAGUGGGACACCCACCCAGGAUGAGAUGAUGGACAAGCCCACCUCUAGCAGUGUAGACACUAUGUCCCUGCUUUCUAAGAUCAUUAGCCCCGGUUCCUCAACACCCAGUAGCACAAGAUCACCACCCCCUGGGAGAGAUGAAAGCUACUCCCGGGAGCUCUCCAAUUCUGUAUCUACUUAUCAACCCUUUGGCCUGGGCAGUGAAUCUCCCUAUAAGCAGCCUUCUGAUGGAAUGGAGAGACCAUCUUCCCUAAUGGACUCUUCACAGGAAAAGUUCUAUCCAGAUACUUCCUUUCAAGAUGAAGAUUACCGAGAUUUUGAGUAUUCAGGGCCUCCACCCUCUGCCAUGAUGAACCUAGAGAAGAAACCAGCCAAAUCUAUCCUGAAAUCAAGCAAACUUUCUGAUACCACCGAAUACCAGCCAAUCUUGUCCAGUUACAGCCACAGGGCCCAAGAAUUUGGGGUAAAGUCUGCCUUCCCUCCAUCUGUAAGGGCCCUUCUGGACUCCAGUGAGAACUGUGACCGUCUCUCCUCUUCUCCUGGGAUAUUUGGUGCCUUCAGCAUAAGAGGAAAUGAACCUGGGUCUGACCGGUCACCAUCGCCGAGUAAGAAUGAUUCAUUUUUCACCCCUGACUCCAACCACAAUAGUUUGUCUCAGCCUACCACUGGGCAUCUCAGUUUGCCACAGAAGCAGUACCCAGACUCUGCUCACCCAGUCCCACAUCGUUCCCUUUUCUCUCCACAGAAUACCCAUGCUGCUCCCACGGGUCACCCACCCACUUCAGGUGUGGAGAAAGUCCUGGCCUCUGCCAUUUCCACCACAUCGACGAUUGAAUUUAAGAAUAUGCUUAAAAACGCCUCACGUAAACCCUCAGAUGAUAAGCAUUUUGGCCAGGCCCCCAGCAAGGGCUCUUCAAGUGAUGGUGUCAGUCUUUCAAACCUUACCCAGCCCAGCUUGACGGCCGCUGACCAGCAGCAGCAAGAAGAGCACUACCGCAUAGAGACCCGAGUCUCCUCCUCAUGUUUAGACUUGCCUGACAGCACGGAAGAAAAGGGGGCCCCUAUAGAAACCUUGGGGUAUCAUAAUGCAUCCAAUAGGAGGAUGUCAGGAGAGCCAAUACAGACUGUAGAGUCCAUCCGAGUUCCUGGGAAGGGAAAUAGAGGACAUGGGCGCGAGGCUUCAAGGGUGGGUUGGUUUGAUCUGAGUACCUCGGGCAGCUCUUUUGACAAUGGCCCCUCAAGUGCCUCUGAGUUGGCAUCCCUUGGGGGUGGGGGCAGCGGAGGCCUCACUGGCUUUAAAACAGCACCAUACAAGGAACGGGCACCCCAAUUUCAGGAGAGUGUCGGCAGCUUUCGUUCCAACAGUUUCAACUCAACAUUUGAGCAUCAUCUUCCCCCAUCCCCCUUGGAACACGGGACACCCUUCCAGAGAGAGCCAGUGGGGCCAUCAUCUGCCCCACCUGCCCCUCCCAAGGAUCAUGGUGGUAUCUUCUCUCGAGAUGCACCCACUCAUCUGUCCUCUGUGGAUCUUUCGAACCCCUUCACAAAGGAGGCAGCCCUGGCCCAUGCUGCCCCACCCCCUCCUCCUGGAGAGCACAGCGGAGUUCCUUUUCCCACCCCACCCCCUCCUCCACCCCCUGGGGAACAUAGCAGCAGUGGUGGGAGUGGUGUUCCUUUUGCUACUCCGCCCCCUCCUCCAACCCCUGUUGACCACUCUGGAGUUGUACCCUUCCCAACCCCAGCACUGGCAGAGCAUGGAGUGGCAGGGGCUGUGGCAGUAUUUCCUAAGGACCAUAGUUCCCUUCUUCAAGGGACCCUGGCUGAGCAUUUUGGGGUGCUCCCAGGACCCAGGGACCAUGGGGGCCCCACCCAGCGGGACCUCAACGGCCCUGGCCUUAGCCGUGUACGUGAGAGCCUGAGCCUACCCGCCCAUUCUCUGGAGCACCUGGGCCCAGCCCAUGGAGGAGGAGGUGGGGGAGGCAGCAACAGCAGCGGUGGCCCUCCCUUGGGUCCCUCACACAGAGACACCAUCAGCCGGAGUGGUAUGAUUUUACGGAGUCCCCGGCCAGACUUUCGGCCUAGGGAACCUUUUCUCAGCAGAGACCCGUUUCACAGUUUAAAGAGACCCAGGCCACCUUUUGCUAGGGGCCCUCCGUUCUUUGCACCAAAACGCCCAUUCUUCCCUCCCAGGUACUGAUGGAAACCAAGGGAAAGGCAUUUUGAACAGUCUAGAGAGCAUUGGAAGUAGGAGUUUGGUUUAUUGUUGUUUUCAUUUGUUUUUCCCUUCCUUGAUUUUUUUUUAAAUUACAACAAAGGGCCUCUCUUCCAAAUUAAAAAAUCAUAUAUGCUUGCAUUUCACUAGUCCAUUCAGUCUUCCCUCCCACUGCACUUAAUCUACCUUCUCUGAGUUAUUUGUAUUUUUUUUUUUUAAGGUAAAUUCAACUUAAGCCACUUCGUUUGGCUGCUGGGGGCUUGGGGAAUGGGGAGGAAAACUUUAUUGAAGAGUAUUACUACAUUUGAAAUAAAACUUCCAUCAGUACAGAUAAUAACAUGUGCGAUGUUGGGAUUUUAUUUGGGGCUUAGCUUAUCAGGUAGUGAAUGGAAGGAUUCCUGUCCCAGCUAAGUAAUUGCUUUCACCAGCUUGUCCUCCCUGUAUGCUCUCUGCUGACAGCCAAGAGAUGUUACAAGGGAGGAAAUGUGGGAGACAUUGAACCUUUCAGGUUUAUUUGUUUUGUUUUGUUUUUAAAGGCAUGUUGAAGUUGAGAUCUUUACCCUUGUAAAAAAAAAAUUUUUUUUUUUUAAAUCAGCCUCUUCCCAUAAAGUUCUGGCAAUAACUUUGAGUACGUACAAACUUGAUUCUAUUCUACUAAAUUUUUUUCUCUUCAUACUUGGAAUGAAAGGACGGGGCUUAAUAUAAUUCAAUUUAGAAUAAGGAGUGAGUACAAUAUAUAAAGUUAGGAAAGGAAGCAUCAGUGGUAUGACGUGACCUGCCUGUUCAUAAACAAAAGAAUAGGGAACAUUUUCAAGGUAGUUUCACAUGUCUUGCAUGCACUUAGCUCUUGCCUCCUGCUCUUCUUUUUUGACUUUUUCUCCCUCAGUUUUUACUCUUCUGUGCCCAGACAGACAGUUACCAUAAUUGACUCAUCAAUACAAAGGUGCAGCUGAAAUAUUAUCCCUGCAUUUUUUAGCAUAAAUAUACAUUAAUUUUACCUUGGUGCCUCCCUAAUGUAAGUGAUAUUUGUUAGUGGUUUUCAACAAAGGUUAACUAUUAGAGAAAGGAAAAAUGUGUCUUUAUUUUUCUUCCUCUUUGACUCAGUCCUAUAUUCACCCCUAUUGAUAUUUUAAAGGAGGAGAUCAGUAGCAUUUUUCUUUAUAUCGUAUCUCUUCAGAUAUGUCUUAGAAGUGGUUAUUAGUAUACACAUGUUUACAGAGAAACAGAAGGUCCUAGUAAGUCCAAAUUUACCCCACACUAUAGAUAGCAGUAUGUUACAUUUCAAGGCUCAGGCUGUAUCCCCACUACCCACCCCAGAAAGUAAAGAUUGAUUCUGCCUUUAAGUCAUUUUACAUGAGAGCGAAGUGCUUUCCUUCUCCCUGGACUGGAAGGCUUAUUUUUAUUUCUAUAUCCAGUACUGGGGAAAAGACAAUCACUGUACGUUUAAUUGGAUAUCUAGAGACACUAAUGAGAAAAUGUUGUUUAACUACUAUUUCGUUUAUUAUUAGCAUCUUACCCUAAGGUGUCCACACUGAUAAUCUCCAGCUAGAUGAAUGAAAGUAUUCAGUUUCGGGGGAAAUGACAGCAUGGUUCAUCUGUUUUCUCCAAGUUAUGUCUGGAACUAUCAGAAGUAUAGGAGCUGCUUCAGACUCCUGCUAAAGGUGUGGAGGGUGGGUGGUGUAGUGACAGAAGGUGAUUCUUUGUUUCAGAGUAAGCUUGCUUUUCAGAGAAAGCAGCUUAAACCAAGUGUGCAUUAGUUGGGGGUCUCUGUGUAAUUUAUUUUGUUAUUUAUUUGGGCUCACUUUGUGUUCUGUAGCAGACCUAGUCAGUUGCUUCCUAAGGCACAUCUGGUCUUCUUCCUUGACCUCAAGCUUCUCUGCCCUGUGUGGGAUGAGGUAUAUAGUGUAGCAAAGAAAAGAAAGUAUACUUAUUAUUGAGUGCUAAGACAUUCGUGUAGAGAAAAGCAUAAUAGAAAUUGGGGGUGGGGAGAAUUCUAUUUUACUUCCAAAAUUGAAAUAGACUUUUUUUUUUGCAUACAAUCAAGCAGGGUGUUUUUCAUUGUAGAAUAAGAAUGUGAAUUCUUUCUGCUACUUUUGUUUAAGCUAAAAGUAGUGUUUACUUGAAAUGCUCUCUGACCUUUUGAUUUUAUCAGAAAAUAUAGAGGUAUCAGAAAAAUAGCUUCCUGAAUGUCAGGACAGAGAGACUGUCCUCAAAGAGUGAUGACUGAUACACAAAAGGAAGGCUUUGUUGUACAGUUUAAAAGAUAGACAUUUAAGGAGUUGGGUUUUUGUGGGUUAUUUUUGUGUUGUCUUUUAAGCCACAGAAUCCUCAGUAUGUUUGUUUUACAGUGGAAGUGAGGAUGUAUCUCUGACAGUCAGCUGUUAAUGUUGAGGAAAUCUGUCUACAACGGUAAAUGAAGAUGACAAUGUAUAUAUGUGAUAUAGUGAAAUGAAAAAGACAGUUCUGGUUUUUGUAACAUGAGACAGAGGGGUUUCAUUCUUUCUGUGUCUGUGAUUUAAAAUUCUAUGACCAUGCUCCAACUUUUGUAUUUCAACCUGCGUUUAAAAAAAAUAAACAAGAUAUUUUUUAAAGAAAGCAUAACUUAGUGUGUCUGGCAAGGACAUGAUUCAUAUGAAAGCCUAAGUAGAAUUUGUUAUUAAGGUUCUUGGUGCUCACUGUAAAAUCACAGACAGAGAAUUGGUUUGGUGGGGGGUUGGAGUACACUAACAGUUUAGUGAUAAGAGUGUUAGAAGGAGGGUGCUUGAGUAUUUUGAAAAAGCUUACUCUUCCUUCAGCUUAGAUAAGAGCUCUUUCCUGAUACCCCUCAGCCCUCUAAAAAGUCAAGAGUAAAUAAAAUGUGGGUUGAUUCCAGGGAGGGUAAAAUGAGCAGAGAAUAGGACCUUUAUCUUUUCCCACACCAGGAAUACAAUGUUUGUGAUAUAUAUGGUACAGCAAACCUGUCUAGAUAAUGUGACUAUGCUAAACUUCCUAACUGCAAAAUCUUCACACUCAAUCCUAAAGUUACUGUGCAGAAUUAAGCUUCAGCUGUUAAUGUUUUGAAGCCGCUGUAAAUUACUGCUUCCUCCUCCCCCCCCCUUUUUUUAAGUGGGCAGGGGUGCCUGUUAAAAUUAGAUAUGUUGGAUUGAAAUUCUCACGUGUUCAGUGUGGAAAACAAAACAAGUACAUGCUUUAGAAGCAACAGAAAUGAAAUCCUUUUGAAAUGUGUAUUAAUGUCAUUUAAUAAAAUAACUAGUUCUAAA
Messenger RNA from Otolemur garnettii (small-eared galago), 8746 nucleotides. It is a transcript of the gene RPRD2, whose product is annotated as regulation of nuclear pre-mRNA domain containing 2. The transcript has 11 exons. The record is from RefSeq and is a predicted model, not a curated record. Gene Ontology annotation, cellular component: RNA polymerase II, holoenzyme. Bases 1077 to 5471 code for a protein of 1464 amino acids. Gene Ontology annotation, molecular function: RNA polymerase II C-terminal domain binding. Gene Ontology annotation, biological process: mRNA 3'-end processing. Lineage: Eukaryota; Metazoa; Chordata; Mammalia; Primates; Galagidae.